AAUGGGAACGGAAGCAGCAGCCGGCUGUGCCUCACUAAUCCCUCCCCGCCGCACCAACAGCGGGUCCCACACUAACCCUUCCCCCCUGCACUGGACGCGGAGCUGAGUGCGGCGCCUCUGGCCGACAGGUGACAAACUAGGAUCUGAUUGUGCCAGUUAUUAUGGAGCCAGCGAGUGACAUGGGAGGUGCAACCAUUGCAGAGUCAACUGAAGAGAGUUAUUUUAUGAGCUAUACCUUCACAGACAGAUUACACUCCGUCCGAGUUGCUCAGAGCAUAAUGGAUCUGUGUCUUGAAGACAGGUUGUUUGCAGAUGUUACCAUCUCUGUGGAUGGUAAAGAAUUCCAGCUUCAUCGGCUAGUUCUUUCUGCUCAGAGCUGCUUCUUCCGCUCCAUGUUCACCUCUAAUUUGAAGGAAGCUCACAAUGAUGUUAUAGAAUUAAAAGAUGUGAAUGCGAGCGUUUUCCAGCUCCUUGUGGACUAUAUCUACCGGGGAACUGUAAAACUGAGAGUGGAGGACCUUCAGGAAACAUAUGAAGUGGCGGAUAUGUACCAAUUGACCUCGCUUUUUGAAGAAUGCUCUCGGUUUCUGGCUCGGACAGUUGAUAUCAGGAACUGUUUACAAGUCAUGUGUUUAGCAGAUCAGCACAGUGACCAGAAACUGUAUACUGCGGCAAAACAGUGUGCAAAAACACACCUGGCCCAGCUUCACAAGACGGAAGAUUUUGUGAAACUGCCCAUUAGAUUGUUCACGGACAUCAUUAAAGAUGGCGUUCCCAGCUCCCAGAAACCAGCCAAAGCGAUAGAAACCUGGAUUGACCAUGACAAGGAAGAGCGAGUACAAUACUCUGAGAACCUGUUAUCCAGUUUAAAGGAAAUCGGUGAAAUAGUUCAUAUUUAUCUGAUUGGAAAGGAAGACACACGGACACACUCACUGGCUGUUUCUUUGCACUGUGAUGAUGAUGCUAUCAGUGUCAGUGGACAAAAUAGAUUACGACAGCAGAUUACCGCUGCAUGCAAGCAUGGAAGUGACCUGUAUGUUGUGGGUGGCCCCAUCCCACGUCGGAUGUGGAAAUGCAACAUGGAGACAAUGGACUGGGAACAAUGCGCAUCACUACCAAGAGAUCGCCUGCAGCACACGCUUGUAUCUGUCCCAAGUGAAGAUGCCAUUUACUCAUUGGGUGGAAAAACCCUUCAGGAUACACUCUCCAGUGCUGUUAUUUAUUAUGUGGUCUGUGAUAAUGUGUGGGUCGAAACAAAUCAGCUGGACACUGCAGUGUCAUGCGCGGCUGGUGUUAACCUUAAUGGAACUAUCUAUCUACUGGGUGGGGAAGAGAAUGACCUGGACUUCUUUACCAAACCAUCGCGUCUCAUCCAGUGUUUUGACACAGGUACCAGAAUGUGCCAGUUAAAGUCGUACCUCCUCCCUUUUGCAGGCCGUAUGCAUGCUGCUAUUCACAAAGACCUGAUUUUUAUUGUAGCUGAGGGAGAUUCUUUGGUAUGUUACAAUCCACUGCUUGACAGCUUUACCAGACUGCGCUUCCCAGAGGUUUGGAGUCGUGUGCCCUCCCUGUGGAAGAUUGCUAGCUGCAAUGGUUAUAUUUAUGUUUUCAGGGAUAAGUGCAAAAAGGGUGAUGCCAAUACAUUAAAAUUGAACCCAGCCACUUCUGUGGUCUCUGUGAUAAGUGGAAUUGAGAUAUUGCUGACAAAUUGGCAAUUUGUUUUGGCAUGAAUCUAACCAAAUACUAACUAAACAUGCAGUAAUAUAGAUUUCAGGACAGUUUUGCAUUAUGAAAAUUUAUAAAGAUUGAAUGUCGCAAUUUAAUCAGUAUUUCAGUCAACCUAUCAUCUUUUUUCAAAAGCUUUUGAAAAAAGAUGAUAGUGAUCGAUUACUGUAUAUAUCGGGCCAAUAUAGAAUUUAAUUCCAAUUUUUAGGUACUUGUUGGCCACAAAAUUAUUUUUUUAAACUUCUGCAAUUAACAAAACUUCAGUACUUGUUUUGUUUUCUAAUAUGUUAAUUGACUGAACAAUCCCAUAAAUAUUUUGACAUGUUCUAUCUUUAAAACUGGGGCAGUACUAAAAGAACCAACAAAAUGCAAAUCUAAAUUAGAUUGACACGUUAUACACAAAUAUUUCCAACAAAGUACAUGACAUUGUUAAACAUAAUGAAAUGUCAGUUACUUACAAAAAAAUGAACCACAAAUAAAUAAUGUGUUUCUAUAGCAGUAUGUGCUCUAACAAAUGCAGUCUUGUUGUUUUAAACUUGUAUUGGGGAUGUUUCUUUAUGUCAUUGUAGAUGGGUAAUUAUUUAAAUCUAAAACAUUUAUUAAUAUACAUAGUUUAUUUACAAUAUGAUUUCACUUAAGUACAUUGUUUGUAAUGAUCUUGUGGAACUGUACUCUUCACCUUUAAAUAAUUGGUAGUUUGCAUCCAUAGUACCAACACCUACAAGUUUCUAAUUUGCUAAGUUUUCUAAUGUUCUCAUUUCUCAUAGCAUGUUCCUAUCACUUUAGCUUGGAGUAGUGCAUAAUACAGAGCAAAAGGGGGCAAAAAUGGUAAACAGAAUUAUGGAAAGAGUUGAUUUGCUGUUAAAAGUCAGCUUUGCUAAUUUCCAGCUUCUGAAGAUUUAAAUUCACUCAAUCUCACAAAGGAGGCAGAAUAUGUGUUCAUGAGGCAAGUCAGUGACCUUUUAUUAUCAAUAGAAUGCGUCCAGAUUGUUACAUGUUACCCAUACAAAAUAAGAUCAGACACCAUGCCAAUACUAGGUUUUAAGAAUGCAAACUAGAUUUGACUAAACGUACUAUUUUACUACAUAAACUUUUACUUUGACUGCCCUUGGUGAGUUUAAAAAUCUACUUCAUGGCCCAUCUAUCAGUAAAAUAAGCAAGUCCAUGAGGGUAUUGUUGCAAUCGUUUAGUAUUUGCCUUAUUCUCUACUCAAGAGCUAUUUGGAUGAUGUAUUUUUUAACCAAAAUAACAAGUUAACAUUUUAAAGAAAAAUUUAAAAAAAGUUUAUUUAUUUAUUUUCAUACUUUCUUAUUAUAGUACAACAGUGCAUAAUUGGCUCUUAACCUUGCAGAAAGGCAAAUUUUAAAUCCUCCUUUGAUCGCACUUCUCGAAUGACAGCUCCGGAGAAAACACAUGAACCUCCUUCUUAGAAGAUGAUUUGCUAGCACUUUAAUCAACGCCAUUGCAAAGUUGAAUUACCAGCAUGGGAGAAAAUGAAAGUUACUGAAUUGUUUUAAAACCCAUUUUAUUCCCUAAUAGCUUUUAGGUUUAUUAUUGGCCAGCUGUACUCAUUCUUAACACUCUGAUGCCUUAGAAACAUAGAAAAUAGGUGCAGGUGUAGGCCAUUCGGCCCUUUGAGCCAGCUCAAUAUGAUCAUGGCUGAGUAUCCAAAAUCAGUACCCUGUUCUGGCUUUUUCCCCAUAACUCUCGCUUAAAAACACUCUUUAACAACUAAUAGAUCUUAGGCAGCUGGACAUGAACAAUAAGUAGAUUCUUGCCCACGUCAUCCAACUCCAGGAACAAAUAGAGUUAAAGAAAGGUGAUCAACAAUGUCACCAAUCAGAAUCCGAAGAGUUUCUGGUGAUGGAACAAAAUGGCAAUAGAUCAAUCUACUCGUUUGCUUAAUUAUACCAGUGACACUUGAGAUGUAGCUUACAGGGUUUCUUAAUCGGCUUUAUAGCCUCAGAAAGGUCCCUCAUAUAAAUUCACAACCCAUAUUCAGGCUCAUUCCCUCGAACUUGCCAGCCAAAUGAAAAUGCAUUUUCCUGAUCCCAUUCUAAUCUAUUCAAUCAGAUCUAAAAAAUGUAAUGCAAUUACUUCUCUUUGCCUACCAAAAAUGUUACCUCGAUUUCCAACCAGGAUCUAUUCCAGGCAUCCCAUUUCUCACCUCCAUGGUGUCCCUAAGAAACAUUAGAAAAAACAUCACUUUCCACAUGUGUGAUGCUCCACAGAAACUUCCCAUAACUACACAUUGGGAAUAGUCAUUGUGUCACUUUGUAGCUACUGACUCCAUCUUCCCUAUGAAACUGUCUACAGCUAUAGUAUCAUAUUUAAAUCUUGGAUGAACCUCAGACCACAGAUUUGGACCAUCCCUAGGGCAGCAUAUUUCAGCUUCCACUACAUGAUUUCAUUCCACUCUGGCCUCUGCUUAGCUGUAAUAUUUGUUACCAUUUCAACUCAGUUCUAGUCAGCCUUCCCUCCUUACACUCUGAAAACACAACAUGAUCGCGAUGUCUCAAUCACCCACCAUCCAUUACUUUCGGACUUUGGCUCCUGGUUAGCCACUGCCUUGAUCUUAAAAUACUACUUAAUUUCAAAUCCUUCCUUUACCUCAUCCUCCCUAUUUUUAUAAUCUUAUUUUUUACAAUCCUGAGAGAUAUUAUUGGUAUAAGGUAUCAGCUUGAAAUCUGGACUUUAUGUCAUCUACAAAUUUAAUCACUCCACCAUUAUUGGUCACUUUAGGCAACCAAAACCUGAGCUCUGAAAUUCCUUCCCUAAACAACACUUUCAUUCUUUCCUCUCUUAAUAUGCUUUAAAAACUCUUUAACCAAGGUUUUCGUUCAUCUGUCCUCGUAGCUCUUGCAAUUCUUGAAACAUUUUAUUUGAUAGCAUUCCAAAAGGCACAUUUGAAUAUUUAAAUGUUAAAGGUGUUAUAUGGCACAUUGUUGUAUAUAAAUUCAAGUUCCUUGCAACAUUGUAUUCAUCUUGCUGUUGUUAUUUGCUGUGUUAAUGGUUUUAUAUACCCUAACUCCAGAUUAAAUGUACAAUUUAAUCAUGA
This is a messenger RNA of Amblyraja radiata (thorny skate), 4783 nucleotides long. RefSeq names its product kelch repeat and BTB (POZ) domain containing 4 (gene kbtbd4). Bases 162 to 1730 code for a protein of 522 amino acids. Gene Ontology annotation, molecular function: protein binding. The transcript is spliced from 4 exons. NCBI's taxonomy places the organism in Eukaryota, Metazoa, Chordata, Chondrichthyes, Rajiformes, Rajidae. The record is from RefSeq and is a predicted model, not a curated record.